Molecule: messenger RNA, 483 nt
Organism: Asterias rubens (European starfish)
Lineage: Eukaryota; Metazoa; Echinodermata; Asteroidea; Forcipulatida; Asteriidae
Product: nuclear apoptosis-inducing factor 1-like
Exons: 2
Coding region: 1-483 (160 amino acids)
Cellular component (GO): nucleus
Source: RefSeq, a predicted model, not a curated record
AUGGCCGCAACCUUGAAGGAGAAAAAUGUCCGGAAACCAAAUUUUUCCGAGAAGGAGAAGUUGCUCCUUCUUAGUGAGUGGGAGAAGCGGGCCGAUGUGCUCCGACCGAAAUUUUCGUCAAAGGUCACGUCCCAAAUUAAGCACGAAGCAUGGCGACAAAUUGCAGAGGCCCUUUAUUCAAGCUUCCCGUCAGUCCGUCGAGAUGUGCCGGAACUUCAGAAGAAAUGGCAGAACAUGAACAGUAAGAUGAAGGAGGAAGCCUCCAAAUACCGAAAGGAAUCAGUCAAAACCGGAGGAGGACCUGCCCCACCUGAUCUGAGCCCAAUGGACCAAAGAUUGAUGACCCUGAUAGGAGAGAACUCUCCAACUAUCGUAGGGAUCGUUGGUGGCAUUGACAGCCUCCCUCCUGAUGAUAACUUUGAGCCCGCAGUCGCCAUAUCAGCUGCUCAUGGUUCCAUUGCUGAUACACCGGAUGACAGGUAA